CUCUCCUGCGGCCUGCGCAGUACUGCCUCAUACAGCCCACUGUUGAUUGUGAAAGUAACGAAUUGUCAAGUUCGGUGUCAGCCAGUGAUCAUAAUCUUAUCUCAUCGAUCUUCAGUCUUGCUGCUUCCAAAACGAGAAUAAAUAUGCCGUCAAUUCCCUUCGGUUUGCUUGAGGAGCCCGAAACAAGAAAACCUUCGAAGGCGCGCUUGGCUUUGGCUGUAUCGUUUCUGGUGCUACUGGUUUUAUCGAUUGUAUUCAUAUCUUUGUACGCCGUCGAAAAGAAUAAAUCAGACAGCGAGGGAAGCUCAUCGAAACACAAGCAGCCGAACGGUACAGCAACACCGAGCAACACCACAAGUGCCACAACUAACCGGCCAACUAUAAAUAGUACAACCAUUUCGCCAACAAAUUUUACUACUGCGAGCCCAACUCCCCCGACGAAGACUUGUAGCACGCCAGCUUGUAUCGUGAGUGCUGCAGAAAUUCUUAAUAAACUUGACCAAUCCACAAAGCCAUGUGAUGAUUUUUAUCAGUACAGUUGUGGAGGAUUUUUGAAAAAGAAUUUUAUACCUGAUGACAAAUAUCACAUUGAUUCAUUUACUGCAGGAAAUGAUUUUGUUCAAUAUACCUUGAGGGGUCUAUUGCAAGAUGAACAAUUGAUGUCAAAUUACUCUGUGGAUCCAAAGUCAGCUCUCUAUAAGGCAUUCGUAUACUACAAGUCCUGCAUGAACGACAGCAACAUCGAAAGCGCCGGGAUCAAACCAAUUCUUGACGUCAUAGAAAAACAUGGCUCCUGGAACAUAACUAACAGAAACUGGAAUGGAGAUUCCUGGGAACUGGAGAAAGUCCUUGCCAGAGUACUCGUUGAUACUCAAGUACCAGUAUUUCUUGGUUUGGAUAUACAACAAUCGUAUUUCAAUACAUCUGAAGUUUUCAUUACGAUAAGUGGAGGGAUUAUUGGAUUCAACGAAAGACAACUGGACAAAGAGCAAUCGCGCUCGAGAGAGUUCACACUGAAACAGAAAAAAGCUGAGGGUUCUGACGUUUAUAAGGACUACAGAAAGUUUAUGUCCACCAUAUUCCAAUUACUUGGAGCAAAUUCCACGGUUGAUGAUGAAGUGAAGCGUAUUGUCAAUAUGGAAGAUAAAUUUUUAAAUAUGCAAAAGUCUCUCAAUGGAAGUAACUUCAAAUUAGAUAAUAUUUCUUUAAUGACCAUAGAUGAGUUGAAUAAUUUAACAUCGUUCAAGUUCAAUUGGACAACGUAUUUUGACGAGGCAUUGAACGGCACAAGUGAAUCAAUUAAACCAGGCCAAAAGAUAAUGGUAUUGCUGCCAAAUAAUAUUAAAGACAUCGUCGAUUGGCUUGAAAAACAACCCAAGAGUCUGCUUGCCAAUGAGAUAACGUGGAGCAUUAUUCAAAGCACUAUAAAUAACCUACCGAAGGCUUUCCGAGGAGCACGAGAGAAAUAUUACAAGAGUCUCAAAAUAAAACUCACUCCAAGAUGGAAGGCUUGUAAUGCUUUAACGAACAGAUUUUUCACACAUGUUACAACUCUGCUGUAUGUAAACGGACACUUGUCAGAAGACGCGAGGAAUAGGACUGCAGAAAUGUUUGAUGAGGUCAAAGACCAGUUCAUUGCUGGUUUGAGCGAACUAAAUUGGAUGGACAAUGCAACCCGCGCUCAGGCACAGCUUAAGCUGAAAAAAAUGAGAGACUGGAUUGGAUUUCCAUUGUUUAUCAAAAAUACAACAAAGUUAAACAGUUAUUACAGCAAUGUUCAAGUCGAUGUGUCUCAUCUUUUGCGAAAUAGCCUGAAUGUCCUAAAAGAUCAAUCUGUAAAGAAAAUAAACGAAUUAGGGAAACCUCCGGAUGAUGGCAGGUUUUCCAUGCCACCUCUUACAAUCAAUGCUUAUUAUAACGCUCGAGCAAACGGAAUGACUAUUCUAGCCGGAAUAUUACAAGCUCCUUUCUACAAAGGUGGCAGGUUGAAAGCAUUGAAUUAUGGCUCUCUGGGAAUGGUCGUUGGUCACGAGAUUACUCACGGCUUUGAUAAGACAGGUAGUCAAUUCGACGAGAAUGGAAACUACCGCCAAUGGUGGACAAAAGCAUCGCAUGAAAACUUCGUGAAGCGAUCCCAAUGCUUAAUUGACCAGUACAACAAUAUUACAAUAUUUGGUCAAAAGGUUGAUGGAAAAAAGACACUAUCAGAAAACAUUGCUGAUAACGGAGGAUUGAAAUAUGCUUUCAGAGCGUAUCAAAAAUGGCGGGAAACACAUGGCGAUGAAGAAAAGCUACCAUCUCUUCCUUUCGAUAAUAACCAACUUUUCUUCGUUAGCUUUGCCCAGUUAUGGUGUGCAAAGUAUGAAAAAGAAUACGCCAGGAAGUUGAUGGCUAACGAUGGACAUUCACUGGAACCAAUCAGAGUACGUGUUCCACUCCACAACUUUCCUGAAUUCAGUAAAGCAUUCAGAUGCCCAACACCGAAGAACACUUGCGCCGUUUGGUAGUAUGUUUUUGCCAUCUUCUUGUGAGCCAUAGUCUAGAAAUUGAAGAUUGUUUAGAAAAACCACAGUUAACAUUAAGCGACGAGACAUGACUGAUUCGGAUAAUGAUUCUUUAAAGUGGAAGUCAAGCCCGUAAGUAAACAAACGGGUUCAUAUUUUGAACUUUCGUACUUUUUAAAAUACGAUGUGCAUCAUGUGCUGUCUGAAUAUUUAACGACAUUUAGGUUCGCUAUAUGCCUUGAAAUGAAUAUAUAGCAGUGUUUUUGAUGCGAAAAAUUCAUGUAAAACAUGUAAAAUUUGGACAAAACAUUUAUCUGAGGAGUGAGGACCUCACAUUGUUGUGAGCAAAACCCAUGCGCAGAACGGACUUGACUUCCACUUUAAAUUUGACUUCGUCGAAGAUCAUUCAGCAGUCUGUUAGAACGGGCUGGGCACAUGGAGGUCUCGACUACAUAAAGACGCAGGUUUAGACCCAGGACAUUUCCACGGUUAUUUGAUGGACGAGAAAUAGUUCAAAGCUUGAAUUGCUUUUAGACGUGUCUGUCCUAAUAUAAAAUAAAGUAGAAUUUGCACAUUUA
Molecule: messenger RNA, 3082 nt
Organism: Dendronephthya gigantea
Lineage: Eukaryota; Metazoa; Cnidaria; Anthozoa; Malacalcyonacea; Nephtheidae
Product: endothelin-converting enzyme homolog
Exons: 19
Coding region: 144-2507 (787 amino acids)
Biological process (GO): protein processing
Cellular component (GO): plasma membrane
Molecular function (GO): metalloendopeptidase activity
Source: RefSeq, a predicted model, not a curated record